CCACUCCCCUCAACCAUACUUAUCGAAACUCUUGAGCCUAAGAUCCAUGAUUCAAGAGAAGCAAGUUCAUUUCUCUCCGUCAACUGGCAGAUCGUCUUGGCUGCCUUAGCCAGUCCAGAUUGGCGGUCGUGGCUAAUCUGGCUGCAUCGCUCGACGUCAACAUUUGCAGCUACCGCAUUUGUCUCCUCUCCGUCUGUUUGCCAAACUUCCGCCUUCGACCUCAACACCUGCCCUGCGGAUCACUUAGCAGCUAUUCAGCAUGAGCUGGUCACUCACCUCCUCUUUCAUCUUCACCAUCCCCGUUGUCAACCAAGCUCCUCCUUCGUUCCGCUACCUCCUUCAUCAGACAGAAUGGCGGCUGUUAGAAUGGAGACGGAUUUUGAGUUUACCAAAGACAAGGACUGCGUUCAAGUCACGUCUGGUGAUAAUUUACAAUUUGCUGUAUCUUAUUCUGAACCCUACACAUACCCAAUUGAGGCAACGAAUGACCUUUCGUCUACUGACUAUCACCGACUCUUGCCGAGUAUACAUGGUUUGGCUAUCGCUUGUCUAUUCAGGACACCAUCACCGGAUUUCCUCAUCUCUUCUAGUCUUUGCUCGCAUUCUGUUACUAAAUUUUCAGCUUGUGACUCUUCCCAUCUACCACAAGCUUAUAGGAACCCCUUUCAUAGCGGGUGCGAAGUAAUGGAAGAACCCAAAACCUCCAUUAAUCCCCACGAUUCUGAAGAACUUUGGGAUCCACUUUCUAUCCUCUUUGGAGUAGCUUUCAGUUGGGACUUAAUAGUUCGUGCUGAGCGACUACCGCGAGCAGUUUCUUAUUCAAUUAUUACGACUCGUCAGCAUUUCAUCAUUGCUCUGCUAAAGAGGCUUCGUCUUCUCAUCUCCAAGCUUCAGAAUGGAAACAAUUCAACAACUUAUGGUGACGGAAAAUUAGUGCAUUCCACUAUUUCUCGAGACCUUCUUCUUCUCCUUCACAUGAUGAACCUUGUCUAUAUUGCUGCCGGGCUGCCAGUCAACUCAUCACCUACACACACAAAGUUUCUUCCUCCAGGUUCCUAUUUUCAGAUUCAAGAACAGCAGCCGCAACCUAUCAAUGGCAUCCACAUGCUUGGAUCCUAUCCCCUUUCACUAAAUUUUUCCUCUCCCUCAGGGCCAAUCUUUGUUCCUCUAUUUUCAUCCAUCCGAGAUCAAUAUUUGCUAGAACCUAAUAAAUCACAUAAAUCUGGGGCUGCCACUCUGACGAACUGCAGAAGAGCAGUUAAUAAUCAUGCUAUCCCUAAGGCUAGCUAUCAACAUAUCUACCACUCAAGCGGGAAUAUAAGCAACAUGGCUGGCUUAAUUGCGAAUGGCGCCCUUGGCUUAGUUCAAUCUCUUCUUCGAAUAGAAACUGGCUCUUUAUUAACCUCAGACCACCGCUCAAUUUGGCCUGAACUGAGUCAGGCCGCCCAACAAACUCUUUUGUUGGCACUUCUUUCCGCUGCCGCCUCAGCCCCUAACUACGGCGCUCUUGGAUUCAACAUUUUGGGGGGUAGAUCACUGGAUAAAAAUUUAUUCGAUACAAGUUCUAAGAAUAUUUCAGAAACUCUUACUCAGCCGCUUCCCACGACCAUCUUAUCACUGAGCCGCCGGUCCUGUAAUAUUUCUCAAAGCAUAAUGUGGUUACAUCUUGUCGAUUUGCUCUACUGUCUACAGGCGAAACCAUGGGCUUCAUGGUUAUUUAUCUCUUCAAUACUCGCAUCUAAAGUGCCCCGCUUCAAAGAAUCGGUCUGCUUCAAUUCCCUUGCUGUCUCCCCCGAUUUGCUGGCAUCUGUGGCUUCCUCUGUGAGCCUGGACCUCUCGAUCACUUUUUUUCGGACAGUUCCGCUUCAUCUCAUUCCACCUCUUUCCAUACCCAUUUCAGGAAGAUUGAGUACUUGGGUAGAACAAUUAUUGGCACGUUUGUUCAAUUGCCUUUCUGCUAUCAGUGGAACCGUCGAUCAGCUUAUCUAUCGUAUCACCUUGGGUCAGUCUGGCUUCUUGAUUGAUGCCAAGGGAGACCCCUUGUCUGUGGAUGCCUUGAUCAAGGACGAAAGGCCCUCUGAAAACCUAUUAAACGCCCAGCAAAUUACUACUAUCCACCUUAAAACACUUUGGGCCAGAUAUACAGAAAUGAUACUCGCUUUUCGCCUCCUUAGUCUCCUCUUGCCUCGCACUCCUCCUCGACAAGACAUCGGACUCUCCUUAUGGCGACUACUCGACACCAGCGUACAACUACAUCUAAGUGCCGCUCUCUCCAGUGAACAUAUAAAGCCUUCAAGUGCCUAUGUGGAAACCUCAGAGCAAGGUAAAGUUAACAGAAUAAUUUAA
Protopolystoma xenopodis is the source of this 2346-nucleotide messenger RNA. Lineage: Eukaryota; Metazoa; Platyhelminthes; Monogenea; Polystomatidea; Polystomatidae. The record is from the annotation of a GenBank genome assembly.